AUGGUCAGCAUCAUGAAGCUCUGGACACCUCUACUCGUGACAGUCCUGUGUAUGGUGCUACUGUCUGUGCUGGGAGAUCUUAAGGAAAAACCAAUAGACAGGGAUAACACAUUAAUUGAAGAGUGCUGGGGAUAUCCAAACAUCCAUGACUGUACCAAGAAGUGUUCUAAAACCUUCAAGUGUUCAAAAAAAAAUUACAUAUGCUGUUGGACUUACUGUGGAAACAUCUGUUGGCAAACUAGAAAAACCUAUAAAAGGUCGCUAAAACCGUAA
This is a messenger RNA of Molossus molossus (Pallas's mastiff bat), 273 nucleotides long. It is a transcript of the gene WFDC11, whose product is annotated as WAP four-disulfide core domain 11. Bases 1 to 273 code for a protein of 90 amino acids. NCBI's taxonomy places the organism in Eukaryota, Metazoa, Chordata, Mammalia, Chiroptera, Molossidae. The record is from RefSeq and is a predicted model, not a curated record. The transcript is spliced from 4 exons.